AUGGAACCCAGAAUCGUUGAGGCUCACCAAGAGCCUGCCAUCGUCGGCGACGAGAAGGCACCCUCUGUUACCGCCAAGUCUGACAACUCUGAGGAGAGCACCGACGAGAUCACCGAUCUCUUCGUCAGCUUCCCGCCCAUCAAGGGUCGAGAGCCCGAGCAGAACCCUCUGACCAUCCGUGCCGUCCUCAUUGGUAUCUGUCUCGGAUCGCUUGUCAACGCCUCCAAUGUCUAUCUCGGUUUGAAGACUGGUUUCACCUUCAGUGCCAACAUGUUUGGUGCCAUUUUCGGAUAUGGUUUCGUUAUCCUCCUCUGCAAGAUCUUCCCGCACGUCCCCUAUCUCGGCCAGUCCUUCGGUCCCCAGGAAAAUUCCAUCAUCCAGGCCUCCGCCAGUGGUGCCGGUGGUCUCUCCGGCAUGUUCGUCGCCGGUCUGCCUGCCAUGUACCAGCUCGGUCUGCUCUCCGACGACCCCAAGAAGGACUUUGGCCGCACCCUGGCCAUGACCUUCGUCUGCGGUUUCUUCGGUUUCUUCGCCGCCGUGCCCCUCCGAAAGUUCUUCAUCAUCAACGCCUCCCGUGAGCUCAACCUGGUCUUCCCCACCCCCGUCGCCGCGGCCAUGGCCAUUCGCUCCAUGCACGCUGUCGGCAGCGGUGCCAGCGACGCCAUCAAGAAGAUCAAGGCUCUCGGCUACGCCUUCAUCGGCGCCCUCGUCCACAUCGUCGUCUCUCAGUACGCCGAUGGCAUCCUCCACAACUGGCACAUCUUCAACUGGUUCUACAUCUGGAGUGGAUACUCGAACUGGGCCCUGAACAUUGACAACUGGGGUUGGUACAUUCAGCUCACCCCCGCCUUCUUCGGUUCCGGUAUCCUCGUCGGUCUCAACGCUUCCCUCUCCUGGUUCUUCGGCACAGUGUUUGCCUGGGGAUUCGUCGGCCCUCUGCUGAUCAAGUACGGCGAGGCUGUUGGUACAAGAAACCCCAAGAAUGCCGGCACCAUCUGGGAGGAGAAGACCAGCUUCAGCUCCAUGAUCGUCAAGGAGGAAGACUGGGUCCCCUCUCCUCGCUACUGGUUCCUCUGGCCCGGUGUCAUGGUCCUCAUCGUCUACAGCCUGGUCGAAUUCGUCCUGCAGUUCCGCGUCGUUGCCGGAGGUUUCAUGUACGCCUUGCGCGAGACCGCUGCAAGCAUCAACGCGCGCCUCCAGGCCAAGGGCAAGAACAACACCUUUCUUGAGAAGCAGGCCGCCAAGCUUGCCGGCAUGACCGACCUUGUUGAGGACUUUGCUCCCAAGGACCAGCAGGUCCCCGGCUGGGUCUGGGUUGUCGGAACCACCAUCAUGGCCGCCGUCGCCAUGGUCGUCUGCCACGUGCGCUUCGAGAUGAACGCCGGCCUUGGUCUCCUCGCCUGUCUCCUCGGUCUCAUCUUCGCCUUCCUCAGUAUCUACGGAUCCGCCGUCACUGACUGCGCGCCCUACACCGCCUCCACCAAGGCCUCCCAGCUCGUCUUCGGUGGUAUCACCAAGAACUCCGGCCUCAGCAUCUCCCAGGCCCAGCGAAUCAACCUCACAGCCGGUAACAUCGCCGCUGGAACCGCCGAUAUCUCCAACACCCUGGUCAGCGACUUUCGCGUCGGCUUCCUCCUCCGCACCCCUCCCAACCUGCAGUUCUACGCCCAGGGGCUCGGCGCCCUUGUUGCAGUCUUCCUCGCCCCCGGUAUCUUCGUACUCUUCAUGUCGGCUUACCCCUGCGUGUGGGAUCCGAACGUAUCCGAGGAGGUCGCUGCCAAGUGCCCCUUCCUGGCCCCGUCCGUCACAGCCUGGAAGGCCGUCGCCGAGGCCGUCACCCUGCCCAGCCUGCCCAUCACCAAGUCCUGCGGCAUCUUCACCAUCUGCAUGGGCGUCCUGUGCGCCAUCCAGGCCGUCGUCAAGACCUUCUGGCUGACCGGCGAGCGCGAGAAGUACCGCGAGUACCUCCCCAACUGGAUGUCCGUCGGUGUCGCCUGGGUUCUUGGCCCCGACUCCGGAUAUGCCAAUGCCAUCAUGUUCGGCAGUGUUACCGCCUGGUGGUGGAAGAAGUACUUCCCCCGUGGCUUCGACAUCUACGCCUACUCGGUUGCCGCUGGUCUUAUCGCCGGUGAGGGUCUUGCGGGUGUUAUCAACGCCGCCCUUGAGUUGGGUGAGGUCUCUGGAUCGUACUUUGGAACGACCAUCGCCCUGCCUGGUUAUUAA
Molecule: messenger RNA, 2223 nt
Organism: Clonostachys rhizophaga
Lineage: Eukaryota; Fungi; Ascomycota; Sordariomycetes; Hypocreales; Bionectriaceae
Source: the annotation of a GenBank genome assembly